Verticillium alfalfae VaMs.102 is the source of this 321-nucleotide messenger RNA. RefSeq lists its product with no specific name. The coding region runs from base 1 to 321 and encodes 106 amino acids. NCBI's taxonomy places the organism in Eukaryota, Fungi, Ascomycota, Sordariomycetes, Glomerellales, Plectosphaerellaceae. The transcript is spliced from 2 exons. The record is from RefSeq and is a predicted model, not a curated record.
AUGGACGAUCCGCGCGUCCGAGACCUGUUCACAGGCAUGCCCCUGUCCCUACGCCGGUGGGACGAGCCGCACCCGAUGUAUAGGCCGGACUACCGCUAUCUGUACGAAAACCUGCACGGCGCCAUCACGUACUGGCAGCAAGAAUAUGAAGAGUUGCGGGCAGCGUCCACGGCGUACAUCGACGGCCUCCAGGAGGAGAUCCGCCGCUUGGCUUCCGAGCUAGCUGCCGCGAAGCAGCGCGACCAGGAGGUUCGUCCGUCCGUCGUCUCCAGCGCCUACGACACUCGAAAGGCGAUGUGGGCUUUUUCCGUAGAUACGUGA